This is a messenger RNA of Brassica rapa (field mustard), 1698 nucleotides long. RefSeq names its product VQ motif-containing protein 22. NCBI's taxonomy places the organism in Eukaryota, Viridiplantae, Streptophyta, Magnoliopsida, Brassicales, Brassicaceae. The record is from RefSeq and is a predicted model, not a curated record.
AAAUCUAAAUAUCCGAACCCGAUUCGAAAUAACCGAAUCCGAACUAAAAAUACCCGAACCCGACCCGAAGUACAAAAAUACCCGAACGGAUUCUACACCUCUAUACCGAAAUACCCGAAAAUCCAAAAUAUCUGACCCGAACCCGAACGGAUACCCGAACGCCCACCCCUAGUAAUCUUACAUCUCUUUCUUAAAUUCUGAAAAUAAACUUUUCAUCUAUUUAUAUUAGUAGCCGGUGCUACAAUUAUUUUCCAUGUUGCUAAGGUUACUGUCAUAUAUAGAUGAAUAGUAAUGAAGAAAAAAAAAUUGGUUUUGGAAUUGACUUGAAAUUAUAUGUUGUUGAAAAAAUCCCCAUAAAUAUUAUGUUUUAGUUACAAAAUAUAUAUAUAUAUAUAUAUAUUACGUUUUCGGUAAAUAUAGUCAUUUAAAUACUAAACUCACACAUUUCACUCAAAAAGUAUGUAUUAAUUAAUAAUUCACAAAUUAGCAAAAUUAUAUAUAUAUAUAUAUAUAUAUAUAUAUAUAUAUAUUUGAUCAACCGAAAAUUACAAACUUUGGUUAAAUAUAAAAAGUAAUACAAAAAGUGUUUUUGGAAUGAAAGAAAUGUGAUAAAAGUGCGUGAUGUAAAUGACUCCUAAAGUUACUGAAUGUCGGAAUUACAUUAUGCGAAAGAAUAAAGAAAUGCAAAUCGACAACCUCAAACAUUAUGCGACGACAACUUUCAGCUGAUCCACGUGUCAAAAAAACAUACCAAAAGCAACGGCAACGAUUCGUAUAGAUGAACUUCUUUUGACCAAGCCGAACCAAUUAAAAAACCAAGAGAAAAACUUUUACUCCUUUAUAAAACACGAAGAGACUAGAGGGUCUCCACAAAUACAUAACCAAGAGGGAUAGUCUAUAAUAGUAUAAUCUCUCGCAUAAUAAGAAGAUGGCCAACCCCAACAACGACUGGUCUCAAUUCUACAACAAACAAACCUUCUUCCCCACCACAAGCACCACCACGACCACCGCUUCCACGUCAGCUGAUUCUUCCGUUAACCCUGAAAGCCGCCGUGUUUCAAAGCCAACUCGUCGGAGGUCUAGAGCCUCCCGCCGUACACCCACUACACUUCUCAACACCGACACAGCCAACUUCAGAGCCAUGGUCCAACAAUUCACCGGCGGUCCAUCCGCCAUGGCUUUCGGUUCACCGUCAUCUGGUUUUAGCCUCACCUCGUCGGGACCCACAGCCGGAGCUUCUUCGGUCGGCUAUCAGUACGCUAAUUUCCAGAACCAAGUUGCUCACCACGAAGUAUUGCAACAACAACGACAGUACAUGGUCUCGUCAUCAAACCACGUGAGUACUCAUCUUAGCUAUCCUAACACAGUGGUUUCCGAUGGUUUUCUGGCUGUGGAUGAAAGUAGAGACGGUGGAAGAGGAGGAGGAGGCUAUGCUCCAUCAUCGGAGAUGAAUAGCAAUAGUACUACUUCAUGGUUGCAAUGAGGAUCGGUGGAUCAUUCUAUAUAUUUUAUUUCUGUAACUUAUUUUCUGAGGAAAAUAAACAUAAAAGGAAGAAAUGUUAGGUACUGACUUUGUUUGUAGCAGAAUGAAAACUUUGACUAUCGUAAUUUUUGUUUAAGUUGUGUUUUUCUUUAGGAUUUCUCUUGUAAUCACUUUGUGAACGCAUAUACAUAGACUGAAUAAAUUAAAUUUUCAUU